AUGACAAAUACUUGUAUGCAAUGCCAAAGGGAGAUGGAGUACGAUCCACUUGGAUGCAAACCAGAAUGCAGCUACUGAGUUCAAUGUACGUUGAAUAAAUGGGAGAAUAUGAAAGAGUUGAAACCGAGACUUAGGACAAGAUGCGUCUGCGGCAAUGCUCUCCCUAAAAAUUCAGUAGAUUAUUUUCAGAGUUUUUUAGGAUUAAAUUACUCUGAAGUGGAUCAGAGUGGACUUUCGAUACUAGAUCGAGAUGAAAAUGAAUACUCUCAAGAAGAUUCAGAAAGUAGAAUAGACACAUUCGAUUCUAACAAUGAAAGUGAUGCUGCUAAUAUAGAAGAAGGAAUUAUAAUUAGAGCUGAGCAAAUCCAAAAUCCAGUUCGAGAUCAUGGUUUACUGAAUUAUCAAAGAUCAAGACUAGAUGUUAUGGAGAUACUCAGUAAAAUCGCCCAUAUUGUGGUUAAUACAGCUGUCUUGUUAGGAAGAUACUUCUUUUUUUAGGAUAAAUGAUGACUGCAAAAUGCUUUUGUUCUCAAUUGCUGUAGUGAUUACAUACAUAGUAGGACUUGAGUGGAUGAGAACAAUAUCAGUAAAUAUAUUUGUAUUUUAUGGGCUGUGGAUCUUUUUUAAAUGAGAAGCAAUUGUUGUCAAUCUUUGCUCUCCUGUAUGAAUUGAGUCUGUCUUAACGUUGAACUUUGGAUUUACCAAAAGAGAGCUAUUGUCGUAUGGGUUUUUAUCUUUCGUUGUUGUGUAUUGCUUCUUAUGGUAUAAAAAUAUCUCAUUGAUUUGGGUUUGCAUUGCCAUUCUCAUUGCCAUUCUCAUAAUCAUGAUCAUCUUUAAAUUUGUUGUCUUUGUUGUCAACGAAUCCUAUUCUGAAAUCUACGGCGGACAACUGAUUUUCUGUUCCAGAAUGAAUGAUUGGCUAAGUUUCAGAGAAGCAGUAGAUGGUUAUUUUAACUAAGUGAAUACGAAGCAGAUUCUUAGUGAUUCUUGAAAAGGUACAUAAUAUAUUUCUUAUUUUCUAUUCAUACUUGC
Messenger RNA from Moneuplotes crassus, 1032 nucleotides. The record is from the annotation of a GenBank genome assembly. NCBI's taxonomy places the organism in Eukaryota, Ciliophora, Spirotrichea, Euplotida, Euplotidae.